AUCGGAUUGUCUGACUAGUCGGAAAGUCGGAAACCCCAGCCGCCCCUCGGGUGAGCCAACCACCACCUAGCCGCGCAAGUUGACGCCGCCAUCGCUGCGCCCACGGGCACGCUACCCCAAGUCCUCAACUCUCCCCAAGCAUCCCCAGUCUGUACGUGUCAAGUUUGCUCUCCUCUCUGCGUGGGCGCUCCGCCGCCGCUGCCGCCCACCCGCGCCGCAUGUUCGACGGAAUGGGGCAGUGGGACGCUCUGGUGGAUGCCGCGCUCGCGACGCUGGAGGCCAGGAGCCUGCUACGCGCCACGCGACCUAUCGCGCUCGCGCCGCCCCCGCCCCCCGCAACCCCGCAGACCUUCGACGGCCCGGGGCCCUGGGACCGUGCCGCCGUCGAAAUACGGCUCGACCGCGACACCCUGCAGCAAUGGCUGGCCGAAGGUGGUGAGGCGAGUGGACAUGAAGAGGAGUUGGAUGGAAAUCUGAUCCUUUUCUCUGGGAAUGACUAUAUGGGCCUCAGCUCCCAUCCUGCCGUCCGUGAGGGUUUAGUGCAGGCAGCUCGAGAUUAUGGCAUGGGGCCAAGAGGCUCGGCGUUGAUCUGUGGGUAUACGAGUUAUCACAAGUUGGUGGAGGAAUCUUUGGCAGAAUUGAAGAAAAAAGAGGAUUGCCUUCUUUGCCCCACUGGGUUUUCUGCCAACAUGGCUGUAAUGACGGCCCUGGGAAGUAUUAGCUCUCUUUUGUCCGGUGGGAGAAAACCUGCAGAGUAUGAGAGAAUUGCCAUCUUCUCAGAUGCGCUGAACCAUGCUUCAAUCAUUGAUGGGAUUCGGCUUUUGGAGCGGCAGCAAGAAGCAAUAGUGUUUGUCUACAAGCACUGUGAUAUGUUCCAUCUUGAUUUCCUGCUAUCCAGUUGCUCAAUGGAAAAGAAAGUUGUUGUCACAGAUAGCCUGUUCAGCAUGGAUGGUGAUUUUGCUCCAUUCCCUGAGCUUGUCAAAUUACGCAGAAAGUAUGGGUUUCUAUUGGUCAUCGAUGAUGCCCAUGGGACAUUUGUUUGUGGUGAGAAUGGUGGUGGUGCAGCUGAGCUAUUUGAAUGUGAAAAGGACAUUGACAUAGGUGUCGGCACCUUAAGCAAGGCCGCUGGCUGCCAGGGUGGAUUUAUAACAUGCAGCACUAGAUGGAAGAGGCUCAUUCAGUCGCGAGGUCGCUCGUUCAUAUUUUCAACUGCUUUGCCGGUGCCAGUUGUUGCUUCUGUGCAUGCGGCACUCUAUGUCUCGAGGAAGGAGAGAUGGCGGAGAUCGGUGAUCUGGAGGCACGUGCAGUAUUUUGCUUCUUUGACCAAUCUCGAGAUAACUAGUCCCAUAAUUUCCAUUGUCGUUGGAAGUGAAGAAGCAGCGCUCAGGGCCGGCAGGCAUUUGCUAAGAUCUGGAUUUCAUGUUACACCAAUCCGACCACCCACAGUGCCACCCAACUCAUGCAGGCUGAGAAUCACUCUUAGCGCUUCCCAUUCCUCGGAGGACAUCAAAAGACUGGUUGAUGCACUCACACCCUGGCUCCCUGCCAAACACAGUGAGGAGAGCUACGCUGCAGCGUCGAAACUCUAAGCGGUUUUCCAUGUGAGAGUUAGGAAGUGGCACUAGCUGAGAUCCUGCUAGAUUAUAUGGGAGGAGGCGCCAAGAUGGUGCUGGUUGGCGGGACUAAUUUACGCAUUCAUUAUGUAUGUAUCACGCAGAAUUUUUGUGGUUCCAUAACGACUACGUCCUUCACCAUCUAUAAGCAAUACUGUCUUGGUAGUCGGAUAUGGUUGUUGAAACAGGCGUGGCUUUAGGUCCACAAUGGGAACUAGAAGCUAUUCAAGAUAACAAGGCCUGUUGAUUUGGCCGUGCCAAGGUA
This is a messenger RNA of Sorghum bicolor (sorghum), 1878 nucleotides long. RefSeq names its product 8-amino-7-oxononanoate synthase. Gene Ontology annotation, biological process: biosynthetic process. Gene Ontology annotation, molecular function: pyridoxal phosphate binding. Lineage: Eukaryota; Viridiplantae; Streptophyta; Magnoliopsida; Poales; Poaceae. The record is from RefSeq and is a predicted model, not a curated record. Bases 219 to 1589 code for a protein of 456 amino acids. The transcript has 11 exons.